Acinonyx jubatus (cheetah) is the source of this 3941-nucleotide messenger RNA. Its product is annotated as histone-lysine N-methyltransferase 2B-like. The transcript is spliced from 2 exons. The record is from RefSeq and is a predicted model, not a curated record. Bases 1282 to 1950 code for a protein of 222 amino acids. Lineage: Eukaryota; Metazoa; Chordata; Mammalia; Carnivora; Felidae.
AGGAGCUGCAAGACAGAAGGGAAGCAGACCGGUACCUACUGAACGUGUCAGAGAGCCGGGGAAGGGCUUUCCGUCCUGCCUGGGGUCGGAGACUUUGGGAAGGUUCCAGGGUCUGCUGGGCGAGCGGGUGCUCGCAAUCCCGCUUAGCCCCACAGCCCACUACUCUCGACCAUCCUGUGCUGGGCUCCGAGGUGCCAGGAACACCCAACCACCUUUUAUAGUCACCCUUCUGGGAAAAGGUACUCAUUUAAGAACAUACUUGUCAGAGGGAGACAGCCUGUCUCGGGAUCAAGCCCUCAGAACCGCUGUUUCUUAGAAUGGUUAGUUUUUAAUCUUUUUAAAAUGACUACAAAUUAAACAAUAAAUAUUUUUUAUAGAACAGUCAGAAAUACUGGUUAGUGAAUAUAACUAUGUAUACAUACACGGUACCUGCAUACAUAUAAGAUAGGCCCAUGGAAUCCGCUACAAGAGGUCAUUCAGGUUCUAGUACUAAAUUUACACACCGGUCCUGGCAGCGUGACCCAGCAAAACUUCAACAAUCACACCUUCCGUGUCCCUUUUCAAGGUCCUAGAGGGUAAUGAUGCUUCCCUGUGACUCACUGUGACUCAGCGCAGCAACCUUGGCUCUCAUGUGAAGGUAAAUAUUUACUGCUCACCUGGGUCUGGGCUACAGAUUGUUACAUAAAUUGCUAGAAGUCAUUUGUGUAAAAGUGACUCAAACAAAACUAGAAAUGGAAGUUAGGCAAGUUGGGCCCCUCCCCAAAGCCUGCAUUUCACUGCCCUCCUGGCCCAACGCUGUGUGAUGACGGCAGGCUCUGGAAGGAAGACACCGUGCACAGGACAACAGAGGACGUGCCCGUCUGCUGGCAGCAGCCCACCACCAGCCACGAACAGCUGGAAGGUGAUGCCCCUGGACACCCAUCAGGUGGUCCUUGGAAAAGUCCCACUUGGCUCACAGAACUUCCACUUCCUGGUAUGGGGGUCUCGGCCUCACCCGACCUCUUCAGGGUAUCUGCGGAGGAUGCACAGCCCCCACAAACCAGCACGCCUGCUGACCUCUCCUCCUGUCCACUGCGUCCCUCUCGGUCAUCAGUGGAACGUCAGGACAUGCACAGGUUUUGGAUGAACCUCAGGAAGGCUCGGCUGUGGGAGAAGCACCAGGUUGGCCGUGCAUGUGCACCCUGAACACUUGGCAACAUUGGGACACCUUGAACAGGACGGGGACGCACCCAGAGCUCUUGUUCUGGUGACCCUGGUGACAGGGAAGGACAGAGCAGAGCUAUGGGGUGUGGAGGGAGUCAUGCCAGGGAGGACAGCACGGAGGUGAAUCAGGCGGGAGCUGCGACACAGGUGCGGAGGGAAGAGGAAGGAGUAGACGCUGGAGCCGAGGGUGGCCGGGGCCGGGGGAUGGCACAGCUGGGCACAGAGAGCGUCAGCAUGAACUGUGGGGACAGCGGGAGCGCACCGGACGGGUCUCUGUGGAGACCAGACACUUGGGAGCAGCCCCGACUCCCCCACAUGUGUAUCCUGCCCUCCAGCAGGCUCUGUCCACCGCUCCACCCAGUGCAACCCCGGGUCCAGCCAUUUCCCGCCCUCCUGCAGCCUCCGCCCAGAGGGUCUUCCUCCAAAACAGAGGCCUCGCCUCCCCCCACCACCCCAGGGGUCACCUGCCCACCUCCAGGCCCCUUCACAGCGGCUUCCUCGGGCCGGCCCGGAGCAGCACCCACCCAGCCCUGCCUCGCCCCAACUUCUCUCCAAGGGGCCUGCUCCCUGAAGGGCCGCCUGUCCUGUUUCCUGCUGGAGUGUUCGGAGCUGGCAGCAAGUGUGGAAACCACGUUGGCUGAGAGAAUGAGAGAGUGCGUAAAAGUGGGGAGAAGGGCAGAGAGAGAGAGAGAAUCCAAAGCACACUCCACGCUCAGCCCAACAAAGGGCUCAAUCCUGGGAUCGUAAUCUGAGCUGAAACCAAGAGUCAGAUGCUCAGCUGACUGAGCCACCCAAGCGCCCCUCAGGUAGGACUUAUAAUACUACACUGAAAGAAGUGGUGAACAAGACAAGGAUGCUUGCUUUCUGAUCUUAGAGGAAAAACCUUUCAGUCUUUCACCAUUGAGUGUGAUGUUAGUUUGGGGAUUUUUAUAUACAGCCUUUAUUAUGUUGAGGUAGUUGCCUUCUGUUUCUAGUUUAAGUGUUUUUACCACAAACUGGCAUUGAAUCUUGUCAACUUUUUCCCCUUCAUUCUGUUAACGUGUAUUACAUUGGUUAUUUUCUUAUGUUGAACCACCCUUGCAUUCCUGAGACAAACUCCACUUGGUGGUGGUAUAUAAUCCAUUUAAUUCUGUUUGCUAAUAUUCUGUUUAGAAUUUUUGCAUCAAUCUUCAGCAGGGAUAUUAAUCUGGUUUUGGUAUCAGAUUAGAAUGCUGCCCUCAUUGAAUGAGUUUCAUUGAAUGAGUUUGAAAGUGUCCCCUCCUCUUCAAUUUUUGGGAAGAUUUGGUAAAAUUCACCAGUGAAGUCAUCUGGUUCUGGUCUCUGUUAAGGGGUUUUUGAUUAGUAAUUCAAUCUCUUUUUUUGGUUACUCUGAUUUUCUAUUUCAUCACAAUUUAUCCUGACAGGGUGUGUUUCUAGGCAUGAGCCAUUUCAUCCAGGUUUCAAUUUGUUGGCACACAGUUGUUCUCUUAUAAUCCUUUUUAUCUCUACUAAAUGGGUUGUACUUUUCCCUCUUUCAUUUCUGACUUUAUAUCUUUUUUUCUUCCUAGUAAAUCUAGACACAAGUUUGUCAAUUUUGUUGAUUUUCUCUAUUGUUCUUCUGUUCUCUAUUUUAUCUCUGCUCUAAUCUCUGUUUUUUCCUUCCUUUUGCUAGCUUUGGGUUUAGUUUUCCUUUCUGUUCUUUGACGGGUUCAUCCUGUCUCCAAGGGCUGCAAUGAGGGUGACAGCCAAUAGGACAUGCAAAAAGUCUACUUACAUGCACCAGAUCCUCUCCGAACCCCAGCCAGAGCUAGCUGAGAAUAUGCUUGUGAUUCAUCCAGUCUGGGAGCGGGCAGCACUGCCACAGCAGAAGGGAAUGCCACCUCCUGAGGCUCAUACAUUACUAUGUUUCAGCCUGGUUAGAGUUUUGGAUAAAAUGCAAGAGUUUAGGAACAGCUCUAGGUGAGCCAUCUGGGCUUUUCCAGAGGAAACUGAAGAGUGACCUUUAGAAGUGGCUCUGUCUCUGCUUUACUGUGGUGUAUCCCCCCCGGGUAGGCCUCUUCUAGGACACUGAUGGCCUGGCCAGCCCUGUGGGCUCAGACAGCAGUGUGGGCUGAACCCUUUUAGGGUGGCCUCAGUGUUCUACAGAUGGACGUUUAAGAACACAGUGCGUGGUAAGUGUAAGGAGAUGCACUGUGGCACAAUGACAGGCCUGAAUCAAAUCCCCACCUCUACCACUCAGCAGCUGUGGGUCUUUGGGAAAAGUUAUUUUAAACCUGGGUUCAUCCCAUCUCUAGUGACUGCUGACUGUGUGUCCAGCCUCAAAACCCAAUGAAUGUUCUGAAGUUCUCCACCCUACCUCCUUCAUUAAGGUCUUAUAAAAAUAUCUACUGGCUUAUAUUCUUCUCAAUGAAGCCUCUUAAAAAAAUAAAAAUGAAUAUUCUACAUAAUAAAUGGGAGAGGGAAUCACGCCAUAUCAAUAACUGGUUGGGCGUUGAUGAGUUUUCAGAGCCAAGAAUCCCUGGGAAGGUGCUGUUACAUAGAAAUGAUCAUGGUUAGGCCACAGGUUGUUAACUUCGACUCUGUGGAAAAUCAGUCCAGUAGCUUUCUUCUACAGAAGAUAGCUUUUUCCCAUAAAAGAAAACCUAGCAAUAAAAAUUAAACUUCUUUACUAGGAAAAAAUGUAGCUAGCUAGAAUGACCAAAUUAUAAUAGUCUACAUUUCAUCUCUUGUAUCUUUUACUACUUAUGUAAGGGGGGGGA